Molecule: messenger RNA, 3405 nt
Organism: Cryphonectria parasitica EP155
Lineage: Eukaryota; Fungi; Ascomycota; Sordariomycetes; Diaporthales; Cryphonectriaceae
Exons: 2
Coding region: 1-3405 (1134 amino acids)
Biological process (GO): mismatch repair; mitotic recombination
Cellular component (GO): nucleus
Molecular function (GO): ATP binding; mismatched DNA binding; ATP-dependent DNA damage sensor activity
Source: RefSeq, a predicted model, not a curated record
AUGGCUGGUCCAUCUAAAAACCCUGAGAAGCGUCAGGCUUCUCUGACCAGCUUCUUUACCCCCAAGACCGUCAAUGGCCUGUCACAGUCCCUCAACAAGAAACGGUCGGCAGAGGCAGGUGGCGACAGUGGAGGCAGCAAGACGGAUGGCAGCAGUCCACCUCGCAAACGGCCUCUUGAGGAGGACACAGACCAUGGUAACGAUGGGCCAGCUCCCUCACUAAAGCGGACGAAGGCACAAGAGGACCACGUCCCAGAGAGGAACACCGCCAUCAAUAAGUCGCCAGACAGCUCGGCGGACGCUUCCCUCAAAGUCCCGACAGGCUCUCGGACAGAACGGUAUGCAUAUGGUGAAUCCCAGACGUCCGAGACAGCAAACACAGUCGAGGACCAGGUGGAAGACGUGGCUGUGGCUCGGCACAAGGCUGAGCUGCACCGUAAGUUCGUCAAGAAGCUGGGACACCCGGACAGCAUUGCCAUGAUCAAGCGUCGCAAUUUCCAGAUCGAGAAUGGAACUACAGCCUUGGAGGAAGAUGGUGAUGGGGAUGAUUUGGCGGAGGACGACGACGACGAUGCCGCUCGAGCCAAGACUACGAAGAAGAAAGGUGCCAAGACGGGCAAACUGACGCCCAUGGAGGUCCAGUUCCUGGAUAUCAAGAGGAAGCACAUGGACACCGUCCUCAUCGUCGAAGUGGGCUACAAGUUCAGAUUCUUUGGUGAAGAUGCACGCAUCGCAGCAAAGGAGCUGAGUAUCGUCUGCAUCCCUGGCAAGUUCCGAUACGAUGAGCAUCCUUCCGAAGCCCACCUGGAUCGAUUCGCCUCUGCAAGCAUUCCUGUACACCGACUUCCUGUUCAUGCUAAGCGGCUGGUGGCAGCUGGCCACAAGGUCGGCGUCGUACGGCAGAUCGAGACUGCAGCUCUCAAGAAGGCCGGCGACAAUCGGAACGCCCCCUUUGUCCGGAAGCUCACCAAUGUCUACACCAAAGGAACGUACAUCGACGAGAUAGGAGAAUUGGAUCAGGACAGCGGAGCUGCACCUCCAGGCGGCUAUCUGCUCUGUAUCACCGAGUCCAAAGCCAAGGGCUGGGGCACGGAUGAGAAGGUUGAUGUUGGUAUUCUUGCCGUGCAACCCGCUACCGGAGACAUCAUCUAUGACAACUUUGAGGACGGGUUCAUGCGUCGAGAGAUUGAGACUAGGCUCCUGCACAUAUCGCCAUGCGAGUUUCUCAUCGUCGGAGACUUGUCAAAAGCUACCGACAAGUUGCUUCAGCACUUGUCAGGCACAAGCAGUAACGUCUUCGGAGAUCGAACACGGAUGGAAAGAGUACCCAAAGGCAAGACGAUGGCCACCGAAGCCUACUCCCACGUGACACAAUUCUACGCAGGCAAGCUGAAGGAUAACUCCGAUGCGCGGGCGUCUGCUCUGCUGGACAAGGUCUUGAAGUUGCCAGAGCCAGUUACAAUAUGUCUUUCUGCGAUGAUCACGCACUUGGCCGAGUACGGCUUGGAACACAUCUUUGACCUGACCAAAUACUUUACCUCGUUCUCGACAAGGUCACACAUGUUGGUCAACGGGACUACAUUGGAGAGCUUGGAAGUCUACAGGAACCAGACAGACCAUGUGGAAAAGGGCAGCCUUCUGUGGGCUAUCGACAAAACCCACACUCGUUUUGGCCAAAGGCUCUUGCGAAAAUGGAUUGGUCGUCCGCUCCUGGAUAAGGAGGCUCUAGAGCAGCGCGUAACGGCAGUCGAAGAGCUAUUUGAGAACCGGUCCACAUGGAGAGUCGACAAAUUGGAGGGCCUCCUGACGCACAUCAAGACGGAUCUAGAGAGAAGUCUCAUCCGAAUUUACUACGGCAAAUGCUCAAGGCCGGAGCUGCUUGCCGUCCUGCAGUCUAUGCAAAAAAUCUCCAUGGAAUACGCCAAGGUCAAGACCGUAGCAGACACGGGCUUCCAGUCGAGCCUUUUGAGCGAUGCCAUCUGCUCGAUCCCUCAGAUUGGCGAGAUCGUCGUCACCUUCCUUGAGAAGAUCAACCCGGAGGCCGCUCGACAAGACAACAAGUACGGAUUCUUCCGCGAGGAUGACGAGACAGAUGACAUUUGCAACCACAAGCUUGGCAUUGCGGCCGUCGAGCAAGAGCUCGACGCCCACCGCCAGGAAGCAGCGAAGAAACUUGGCAAGAAGGGUUCUGUCCCGUAUGUCACGGUUGCGGGCAUCGAGUAUCUGAUCGAGGUCCCCAAUGUUGACUUGAAGAAAGUCCCAGCCUCGUGGAUCAAAAUUAGCGGCACCAAGAAGCUGUCCCGGUUCCACACCCCUGAAGUUGUCAGCCUUAUAAGCGAACGGGACCAGCACAAGGAAUCUCUCGCCGCCGCCUGCGAUGCCGCCUUUCGCGAACUCCUGACCUCCAUAGCAGCAGCGUACCAGCCGCUCCGUGAUGCCGUGGCCGCUCUCGCCACUCUUGACUGUCUCGUUUCCUUGUCCAAGGUCGCUGCCAUCCCAGGCUAUUCGAAACCGACAUUCCUCCCCUCUUCGAGUCCCCCCUCCAUCUCGAUCUCUGCUGGCCGCCACCCCAUCGCCGAGCAUACUCUGCCCAACGGAUACAUUCCCUUCACGACUACGCUCUCUUCCCCCGCACCGCUGGCACAUCUCAUCACCGGCCCCAAUAUGGGUGGGAAAUCAUCCUUCGUGCGCGCCGUUGCUCUGCUCGUGCUGCUUGCACAAGUAGGCUCCUUCGUCCCAGCCGACAGCAUGACCCUCACUCUCGCGGAUGCAAUCCACACCCGGAUGGGCGCUCGCGACAACCUCUUCGCGGGCGAGAGUACCUUCAUGGUGGAAGUCUCCGAGACGGCCUCCAUCCUCCGUUCCGCGACGCCCCGGUCCCUGGUCGUGCUCGACGAGCUCGGCCGUGGCACAUCGACACACGACGGCGCCGCCAUCGCCCACGCGGUGCUCGAGCACGUCGUCCGCGAAACAAAGUGUCUGACGCUGUUCAUCACACACUACCAGAACCUCGCCAAGAUUGCCUCCGGCCUCGGCGGCGGGCUCGUCAAGAACGUCCACAUGCGCUUCGAGGCCACCAAACCUUCUGCUGCGACCACCACUGACGGUGGUGGCAAUCGGUCCGACAGCGACGAUGAGCAGGCCGCCGGCGACGAGGAGAUCACCUUCCUAUACGAGGUCGCCGAGGGCGUCGCACACCGGUCCUACGGGCUCAACGUGGCCCGCCUCGCCCGCAUCCCGCGCAGGGUCCUCGACGUGGCGGCCAAGAAGUCACGCGAGCUGGAGGAGGACGUCAAGGCGCGCCGGCUGCGGAGUACCGCGGCGCUGUUGGGUGAUGUCCUGUCUGGCCAAGAGGCGGCAGAGGACAAGGUCGAGGAGCUGAUUUCAGGGAUUGAGCAGUUAUAA